CAAAAUUCGACAUUUUACUUUUAAAGUCUUUCUUCUUCCAUUGUAACAAGACCUUGAAACUUGGAAGCCAAAUCGAGGGUGUGCGUGGAUCUCUCCUCAAUCCGAUAAGAUGAUCGUCUGCGUCGCCGUCGUCGGCCAUCAGAACAACCCGCUUUACAUUCAGAGCUUCACAGAGGCCGACGACGCCCUCAAGCUCCACCACAUCGUCCAUUGCUCCCUCGAUGUCAUCGACGAGCGAGUGAACAACCCUAAAAAGUCUGGUACAACGUUGAACGAGGCUUUUCUGGGCCUGCUUUAUCCCACCGUAAACUACAAAGUGUAUGGCUAUUUGACUAAUACCAAAGUGAAAUUCAUCUUGGUGACCACAGAUUUGGAUGUCAGAGACACAGAUGUGAGAAGUUUCUUCAGAAGGUUCCAUGCUGCAUAUGUGGAUGCAGUAUCGAAUCCAUUCCAUGUUCCUGGAAAGAAGAUCACAUCAAGGACUUUUGCAGAGACUGUGAGGGAUAUCGUUAGAUCGUACGUGCUGAACUGAGAGCUGGUAAGCCUUCUUCUUCUGCUGUGAAUCAGCAGAAGGAAAUGUCUACUUCCUUUGCCAUCCAUUGAAUCCAUAUCUUCUGCUCUUCCUCGUUUGUUACUGUAUACGAUCUCUGCAUCGCCUGGAGUAUUGCUCGUAAAGCUCUGCGUGUUAUUUUUAAUAUGGAUUUUAUAAGAUAUGAUAUUUAGUGUUAAGAAUCC
Tarenaya hassleriana is the source of this 735-nucleotide messenger RNA. Its product is annotated as trafficking protein particle complex subunit 2-like protein. The transcript is spliced from 5 exons. Bases 110 to 532 code for a protein of 140 amino acids. The record is from RefSeq and is a predicted model, not a curated record. NCBI's taxonomy places the organism in Eukaryota, Viridiplantae, Streptophyta, Magnoliopsida, Brassicales, Cleomaceae. Gene Ontology annotation, cellular component: nucleus; cytoplasm; TRAPP complex. Gene Ontology annotation, biological process: endoplasmic reticulum to Golgi vesicle-mediated transport.